UCACCGAUGCCGAUCAAGCACUUGGAUACCUAUCUAUCCGACAAGAAGCUUCUCCAGACACACCCACUGAGCGUGCUCUCCGACUCACGCCUUGGUAUCGACGCGGCGUACUACUUGCAAACACUCUAUGAUCAUCCACCGUCACGCGAGCCGCUGCUAGCUGCUACAGGCGGCCAGCCGCUUGCGCUUGCGCUUCAGAUUGAGACUGACCUGCGCGCACUGGAGCGCCUACGCAUCAAGCCCGUAUUCGUGUUCCCUGGACUCGUGCCCAACAAGCGCUUGCGACACCAGCAGCUCAACGUCGAGCAAGCCGACGCGUGCCGUGACCGCCGCGAGGCAUGGCAGAAGUACGAGGCGGGCCAGGAGGAGGCCGCCACGAAACUGUUUGAAGCAAGGAGUGGGCUCUCGCAUUGGGAUUUGUGGAGGGCCGUGCUCAGGCUUUUUAGGACUCGAAAUGUAGAAUUCAUCGUUGCGCCAUAUAUUGCGUGGGCCCAACUUGUAUACCUGCAACGGCACUCAAAAUCUUAUAUCCACGCCAUUUACGGGCCGACGGACGCAUUGCUUUGUCCUGGCAUCGACAAGAUCAUCACUUCCAUUGACCUCUUAUCUCCCUCGCCGUCUUUCACAUAUGUCUCCAAAAAGGCAAUCCUGACAGACAUGGGGGUGACAGAGGAGCAAUUCCUUGACAUAGGGAUCCUCGUCGGGUGCGAGCACUGCCAACCGUUUCCGCCCACGUUGCACGAACAGGCGCUUAAGGCGACUUCCGACAUGGUCAAGUACUACAGAUCGGGUCAUGCCGCUGUCGCGGCGCACCAUGAGCACGCGGGCGUCAAGACGACGCAGUACGCAGACCUCUUCGCGCGAACCCGCGCGCUCAUCAAGCAUUCACUCAUCUUCUCCGCUGAGGGUACCGUUCAGCCUAUCUCCCUCGCCGCCCCUUCGCCGCCCAUACAAACGUCCGGCAACUCCACCAACGGCCCAGGCGGCAGCGGGAGCUCGCAGGCGGUCGCACACGCGACGACGGCGGCGGACGUGCCCUCGGACCUGCAUGAGAUCUUCACACACCGGCUACCUGACGAGGUCUUCUUCUACCUCUCGCGUGGCCUGCUCAACCCACAACCCCUCGUAUGGCUCGCGAGUGGACAGAUCAUCGAGCCUCCCCCGCUUGACAACGGCGAGACCAACGAGUACCGCCGGUUCGUGAAAGAGGUCGUGACGGAGGGCCAAACAGGCCCGCGGGCGACCGCGCUCGCUCUGCUGAGCAGCGUCAUGCAUCAUUUCUGGGCGAACAGGCGCGUCGCGGGGGUGUUUUGGUUCGAGAGCGGGCAGCAGCAAGGCCAACAGGGUGGUCCCGGGAACAAGUAUGGGCAGCAUGGACACGUUCACCAGCAGCUGUCGACGGUGCAGCACAACUCAGCGCAGACGGCACAGUUAGCGGAGCGCGUCGCAGGCUGGCAUGUCCCAUACGUGAUCGUGGAGGAGGAGCUGCGGCGACAAAACUGGUCGACGAUCGACUUUGCACUCUGCCUCGGGGCGACCGCUACCGACAAGCAAGCCGCGCGGACGAGGGCGCGGACGACUCAGAGCCAAAAUGGCAGUUCGAACUCUAACGCCAACUCACAACACCCGCAUCAUGCGGCGCCGCCCCUUGAAAAGAAGGACGAGAUCGUUGCGAAUGCGAUCUGGAGGUUCUUGGAGCUACGUGGUUUCCUGCUCAAAACGCACGAGCACUCGCCGCUCGCGCGCGCGAUGCACACGGCGAUCCGGCGCGCGCGGGUGACGGACAAGUUCCAGGACCCGCUCUAUCUCUUCCUCGAGCUCGUCCGCGCGGGCGUCAUGCAUGGCCACCUCUGGUCCGGCCGCGCGUUCAGCGGCGGGCCGAGUUUCGGGACCGACGACGAGAAGGCUUGCAUGCUGCUCGUGAUGCGAACGCUGAGCAUCGUUCCGCUCAAUUUCCAGCCUGUCCCCUGGUCCGCUCCGCUCUCGCGCGAGCUGCUGGUGUUCAACUCGUUCGUGCGCUCGCUGACCCGUGCGCUGCGCACGCUCUUGGAGGUGACGACGCUGAACAUGCUCCUGCGCACCGACGCGCGGCGCGCGCGGGACGACCUGCUCGACAUCACGAUGUCGCUGCCGUUCCAGGGCGAGGUGAACACGGGCUUCGGGGUGCUGGCGAAGGUGUACCUCGACGCGCUGACGCACCUGCACGGGGGGCAGCGGGUGCGCGACGCGGACGGGCCCGGUGUGCGCGACGCGAAGGCGGUGGCGCUGGAGAUCUGCGAGGAGACGUUCCCGGGCGUCAAGGCGCCUAAGAUGGAGGUCGAGCGGGGGUUCCGCUUUUGGGACGUGGCACUGAUGGCGAUGCGGCAGCUGCACGCGGAAGGGUCGGUGCAGGCGGAGCUGAUCGACCAAUUCGAGGCGGCUGAGGCGUGGCUGGGGCCGAUGCGGCCGUGAGUGGCCUAGUGGAGCGAGAAGGGGGAAGGGAAGCGGGCGAGAAAGGACGGGCGAAGGGCGGAGGGGGGAGGGGAGAGGGGGAGGGCGUCGUUUGGGCUGGGAGUCGGGGAUGAGAGGGCCAAGGCGCGGUGGGGGCGGGGACCGGUGUUGUGCGGCGAGGGCCUGGGAGGGGGCGAGCUGUGUGACUGUGUCCGUAUGUAGAUAUCCAUAUCCGUCACGUCUGCCUGUUAUUUC
Molecule: messenger RNA, 2685 nt
Organism: Heterobasidion irregulare TC 32-1
Lineage: Eukaryota; Fungi; Basidiomycota; Agaricomycetes; Russulales; Bondarzewiaceae
Exons: 8
Coding region: 7-2451 (814 amino acids)
Biological process (GO): DNA double-strand break processing; mismatch repair; DNA recombination
Cellular component (GO): nucleus
Molecular function (GO): 5'-flap endonuclease activity; 5'-3' DNA exonuclease activity
Source: RefSeq, a predicted model, not a curated record